AUGACCAAAAAAAAGAGAAACAAUGGUCAUGCCAAAAAGGGCCACGGCCAUGUACAGCCAAUUCGCUGCACUAACUGCGCCCACUGCCUGCCCAAGGACAAGGCCAUUAAGAAGUUCGUCAUUCGGAACAUCAUAGAGGUGGCUGCCGUCAGGGACAUAUCCGAAGCUUAUGUGCGCCCCAAACUCUAUGUCAAGCUGCAUUACUGUGUGAGCUGUGCUAUUCAUAGGAAGGUAGUCAGGAAUCGAUCUCGGGAAGCUCGGAAGGACCAAACACCCCCACCAUGGUUUAGACCUGCUGGUGCUUCCCCAUGA
Molecule: messenger RNA, 312 nt
Organism: Chionomys nivalis (European snow vole)
Lineage: Eukaryota; Metazoa; Chordata; Mammalia; Rodentia; Cricetidae
Product: 40S ribosomal protein S26-like
Exons: 1
Coding region: 1-312 (103 amino acids)
Biological process (GO): translation
Cellular component (GO): ribosome; cytosolic small ribosomal subunit
Molecular function (GO): structural constituent of ribosome; mRNA binding
Source: RefSeq, a predicted model, not a curated record